Lucilia sericata (common green bottle fly) is the source of this 2801-nucleotide messenger RNA. Its product is annotated as PH and SEC7 domain-containing protein-like. Lineage: Eukaryota; Metazoa; Arthropoda; Insecta; Diptera; Calliphoridae. Gene Ontology annotation, cellular component: apical plasma membrane. Gene Ontology annotation, biological process: protein localization to plasma membrane. The transcript is spliced from 5 exons. The annotation marks the transcript as partial. Gene Ontology annotation, molecular function: protein-membrane adaptor activity; protein binding. The record is from RefSeq and is a predicted model, not a curated record.
CGCAGGUCUCUGAUGAUGGCGUUUCGAAAAAAGUGUUUAUUUAAUAAAGUGCGGUCGGUCGUCGGUUGAUUUUUAAAGCAAAUCUAGAGAAAAAAUAUGAAAAAUAGUUAAAAAAAUAAAACUGGAGUUAAAAAAAGUUAAAAAAAACAAAACUUAAAUAUGUAAUUAAUACGAAAAAAAACCUUUAGAAGUUCAGUGAAAAAAACAAAUAAUUGAUUAUAACAACAACAAAAAUUUUUACUAGCAUUAGUAGCAAUAACAAAAACAGCAACAAAACAACAUUACAUUCGCUUCAAAAAUGUCAACCGAAGAGUUGAAAGUGGUUUUACGUCGCAGUAGCGAAUAUUCCGGUUUUGGUUUUUCUCUGUUGGGCACUACGGGUCCCCCACAUGUUAUCUAUGAUAUUGUGGAAAAUUCACCGGCUGCUGAUUGUGGUGUGGUGGAAGCUGGCGAUGUGAUUUUAAAAGUUAAUGGAACCGAUGUACAUCGAUACACAACGAAAGAGGUAUUAAAAUGUUUGCGUUUAUCGGAGGAUUUAGUAACAUUGGAACUGAAAAGAGAUCCAAAAUUAAAAGCACGCAUUAAAGAACAAUUAGCAAAUACAAAAAGCCCACAUUAUAUAGAUAUAGAAACAACAAAUAAUUACGAUUAUCAUCAUUCAAGAACAUCAUCACCUCAUCAUCAUCACCAACAACAACAUCACGAAGCUGCCAAUAAAUUGCAUUACGAUACGACGCACAAUUAUACGACGAUACAACAGCAACAACAACAAUCACCAACUUCUAGUUCACCCGCCGCCACACGUUAUAAAUCAACAAUAUCUGCAACAGCAACAAACUUGCCACAACGUCAAUCCAGCAAUACGACAAGUAAUCAUAGUCGUAGUUCAUCAGUCUCUUCAGCUAAAAUACAAUUGGUAGAGGGUUUGGCGGGUGGUGGGGGAGGAGGAGGAGGAGGUAGUGGAGCCGGUACUGGAACAUCAACAACAGCCACCUCUCCCACAAGUCGUCCUUCACGCAUACCUCAGGCUUUAAAAUGUCCCACACAAAAAACUCAACAAUCACCGCAACAUAAACGACCAAGACCCUCACAAAUACCCACUAAAGCCUCACUAGCGGCAGCGGCUGCAGCAGCAGCUGCCACUACAACAACAGCAACUACCAACACCACUAAUGGUACUAGUUUUAUGGUGGGUUCCAAUAACUUGCAACAUUCAUUCUCCUACAGCGGCAAUACAACGAGACAAGGCAAAUCCUCUUCCUCCUCCUCUUAUGCCGCGGAGGAGAGAGAUCCUGAGCCCAACUCAGCACCACCACAGCCAGCAAAGGCACCACGUUUCGAGGCUUAUAUGAUGACGGGUGAUUUGAUUUUAAAUCUAUCGCGAACACCACAAAAUAGCAAUCUUUUACCAGUGCAAGCUAAAAAAGUCGAUUCACUAAGGGACUCACCCAAUAGAGCGGCAGUAGCAAGGGCUAAUGGUGCCUUAGCGCCAAAAGCUUCGGGAGAAUCCUCACCCACUUCCUCCUCAUCGCAAGAAUCACCCACACACAGCACCGACUCGGCGGAAUUACAAAAUAAGGCUAAAUCACGUUUACGUAAACAACAACAAGCGCAGGCGCAAAAGGAACGAGAACAGGAACAGCAGCAACAGCAGCAACAAUAUCAACGUGAUAGUAUUAAUAAUAGCUACAAUAAUCGCAAGGAUUCUCUUACCAAUGACACGCUUCUACUGUGUGAAGAACUGGAAAAGGAUGAGGAGGAUAUGGGUGACGAAGACUACGAUGAGGAGGGGGAUGUACACCGCAAUCUUCCUCCUCAGCAACAAACACACCAUAAGACUAAACAUCACCAUUAUAUGCAAAAGCACAAGCAACAAUGUUAUCAACAGCAAACUCGCCAGCAGCAACAACAAAACAAAUCCUAUGAAUACUAUCAAAAUGAAGACGAAGAGCCGGAUGAAGACUAUGAACGCUAUGCGGCAGAGGAUGAGGAAAACGAAGAGGAUCAAACUAAUUAUGACAUUACUAAUUUGGAAACAUAUAAUAGUGGUGGUUUGGGCGCUGGUGGCCAGGCCGACGAUGAGGCUAGCGAUCGUCAGUGUUUAAUGCAAUAUGGCGAUGAUGACGAUGAAGAACAGCACGAGGAUGAGGAGUAUUCUAAUUCAGUAGCUUCUGCCUCGGCUAAACAACGUUUAAAAGCUUUAAAGAAACAAAAGGCUGCCUUAAGAUACAAACAGCAGCGCAACUCACAAGACAAUGUCGACUGUGCGCGCCAUCAACGUUCAUCUGCUUCUUCGACCUCAUCCACAACCGUGGGCAAUACCGGUGCCGGGGCAGGCAAUAAUACAUCACAAGAUGAAACCUCAUUUUCUGUACCCACUUCACCCAUUUCGCUUUCUACACCUCUAAUUGAUAAGGAGACCGCCAAUUCAGUGCCCACCAGUCCGGAACCCUCGAAUUUGGCGGGCGGCAGUGGUGUAGUAUGUGGAGCUGAUAGUUCGGGUGUGGUGCGUCGUCAUAAUGGUCAGAUAGUGCGCAAAUGUGAUUCGGCCGGUUUUCGCACCAGCAAAUCGGAAGAUCAUUUACAGCAGAUACAACGUGAAGGUAUGGGUGCUGUUAUACCAAUUGAUAUUGAUGAGGAUGUAAAUAGUUCUUUGAAUACACUAUUAGAUACCAGACAAGAUUCGGAAGAUUCUCAGGCUUCGGAUCGUGAUCGUAUUGUAUGGACUUAUAAUGCUCCCCUACAACCACAUCAAUUGGCAGCUUUACAGCAACAACAACAACAGCAGCAGCAACAACAAC